CUCACUCAAGCAAUAAACAUAUUAGAGAGAGAGAAAGGGAAAGUGUGAUCUCUCUCUGCCCCCUUCCUUUAAAUUCCAAAACUACUUUAUCUGGGUUUUGUUGAAUUGUUAGUAGGGCUUUGAAUUUGGAGGACAACCCCAUUUUCUGUUGUGUGUGUAGAGAGAGAGAGAGAGAGACAGAGAGAGUGUGUGUGUGUGUGAUGGAGGGGGGUAAGAGAGCAGAGGAGGAGGCAGGACCAUCAUGUGGUGGGUGUUGUUCUGAUGAAAAUCAAGAAAUGAAGCCAUUUGAAUCAUCAUCAAUUCAUCAGAAACAACUAGUGGAUGUCUGUCCUGCUGCUGCUGCUGAUGAUGAUGAUGACUAUGCAGAUAAUGAUGAUGAUGUUGAUGAUGAUGAUGACGAUCAUCGUCAAGAUGGGGGGACUAUUGGUGAAUUUGUUCCUAGCCCUCUCCUUCCUCUCAAACUCCAGAUUGACAAAGACAAGGAUGAUGAGAGUUUAAGAAGGUGGAAAGAGAAGCUGCUCGGUUGUGUGGAAGAAGACUUAAAUGAACAAAUGGAACCUGAAGUUAUAUUCCACUCCAUAGGAAUCAUAUCUGAUGAUUUUGGGGAAAUUAGUACCCCAAUACCUGUUGAUGAAACUAAGGAUGGCCGAGUCCUCUUUACUCUCAAGGAAGGAUCCGAGUAUCGGCUCAAAUUGGCAUUCACUGUUCUGCACAACAUUGUCUCCGGCUUGAUGUACACAAACACAGUGUGGAAGGGAGGACUCCGAGUUGAUCAAAGUAAAGGAAUGUUGGGUACUUUUGCUCCUCAGCGAGAACCAUAUGUACAUACCUUAGACGAGGAUACUGCUCCAUCUGGUGUGCUUGCAAGGGGAACCUACACUGCAAACCUCAAGACUCGACAUUUCUUCUCAUUCAUCGAUGGUUUGUGCAGUUUGAAGAUGAUGACAGAAGAUGUCAUAUGGAGCUCAAAUAUUCCUUUGAAAUAAAAAAGAGCGGCUAGUCUCAGCCUUGAAUUUUUUCGGAAGAAUGUUUUCUUUGCCUUCUGCAGUAUUCUUCUUCGCUCCCUUUUUGUUUCCUUCUCUCUAUGAACUGCACAACAUGUUUGCGAAGUGUUUUUGAGGUGUGGAAAAACAAAAAAUAGAGUUGUGGGUGUGUAUGUGUGUGUGUGUUUUUUUUAUGUUGAAUAUUAUAUACUUAAUGAUACAUGGUUCAGUCAGUUGCUACUAAUUAUUGAGCAAACAAGAA
Camellia sinensis is the source of this 1245-nucleotide messenger RNA. RefSeq names its product rho GDP-dissociation inhibitor 1. Gene Ontology annotation, cellular component: membrane; cytosol; cytoplasm. The record is from RefSeq and is a predicted model, not a curated record. NCBI's taxonomy places the organism in Eukaryota, Viridiplantae, Streptophyta, Magnoliopsida, Ericales, Theaceae. Gene Ontology annotation, biological process: Rho protein signal transduction. Gene Ontology annotation, molecular function: Rho GDP-dissociation inhibitor activity; protein binding.